AUUCUCUCUUUCAGUUUCUCUGUUCUGUUUGCCUAUCACUGGCUUCAUCCAUAGAGAAAACUCCAAGAGAAACACAAGUAGAGAUCUUUGAUUCCUUUUGGGUCCUCUCCCUUCUCACCAUUUGACAGAAGCCCAGUUUAGCAUAGUACAUACUACACAGCUCUAGAGUGGUUCAGACUACAAACUCUAGCAUUGGUUGAGCUCUUUUGGGUCCCCAAUGGCAAGGCAAAUGGACCCAGAAUCUGCUUCUGCUUCCGGCGGUUCACGCAUGAAUUUCUAUGCGGCCACUCUCUGCCUUGCUUAUCAGAGUCUUGGUAUUGUUUAUGGGGAUCUUAGUAUAUCACCAAUAUAUGCCUACAAAAGUACAUUCUCGGGUGGUUUGCAGCUUUAUGAGGAGGAUAUUGAGAUUCUUGGGGUACUUUCCAUGGUUUUGUGGACUUUGACUCUCAUUCCUCUCUGCAAAUACAUGAUAUUUGUGUUAGCAGCAGAUGACCAUGGCGAAGGUGGAUCGUUUGCUUUGUAUUCAUUACUCUGCCGGCAUUCAAGGAUGGGCUUUUUGAACACCAUCAAUCCUUCUCAAGAGCAUAUAUCUUCUUGCAGAUCUGAAAUGUCCAAGGAUACCAGAACGAGCUUACUCAUAAAACAGUUUUUUGAGAAGCACAAGAAUUCUCGAGUAGUAUUGGUGCUUGUAGUUUUCUUAGGGACCGGCAUGAUAAUUGGUGAUGGUAUCCUCACUCCAACCAUGUCUGUUCUUUCUGCAGUCUAUGGAAUUAAAGUCAAAGUCCCAGAGUUACAUGAGAAUUAUACUGUGCUCAUAGCUUGCAUCAUCUUGGUUAGCCUCUUUGCUGUUCAGCAUUAUGGGACACACAGAGUUGGGUUUCUUUUUGCUCCAAUCAUGACAGCAUGGUUGCUAUGCAUCAGUGGGGUGGGCAUUUACAAUAUAUUUCGUUGGAACCCUGGUGUUAUAUGUGCUCUGUCACCACACUAUAUUUAUAAGUUCUUUAAAAAAACUGGAAGAGUUGGGUUUAGUUCGCUUGGAGGCAUUGUUCUUUGUCUCACAGGUACAGAAGCAAUGUUUGCUGAUCUUGGCCAUUUUUCCAAACUGUCUAUUAGGGUUGCAUUUACAGGCUUUAUUUAUCCUUGCUUAGUUCUGGCAUACAUGGGAGAGGCUGCUUUUCUCUCCAAGCACAAAAUGGAUCUCCACAGAAGCUUUUACAUGGCCAUCCCUGAGGUCAUUUUUUGGCCGGUAUUCAUUAUUGCUACUCUUGCUUCUGUGGUGGCAAGUCAAGCAAUAAUUUCAGCUACCUUCUCAAUAGUCAGUCAGUGUAGGGGACUGCGAUGCUUCCCUCGUGUGAAGAUAAAACAUACAUCAAAUCAGAUAUUUGGGCAGAUAUACAUUCCCGAGGUGAACUGGAUUUUGAUGGUAUUGUGUCUGGCUGUCAUCAUUGGAUUUCGAGACACUGAUAUGAUAGGCAAUGCAUAUGGGCUUGCUGCAGUGUCAGUAAUGUUCAUCACGACCUGCUUGAUGUUUUUGAUUAUUAGUACUGUUUGGAAGCAAAACAUCCUUGUGGCAUCCCUGUUCGUCAUCAUCUUUGGAUCUCUCGAGCUACUCUAUAUCUCUGCAUGCCUCAGUAAAGUACAUAAAGGAGGCUGGGUUCCCCUUUGUUCCGCUUUUAUAAUCAUGUCUUUGAUGUCUAUAUGGAAUUAUGGGACUGUAAAGAAAGAUGCAUUUGAGCUGGAGAACAAGGUGCCCUUGGAUAGGCUUCUGAGCUCUGGGCCAAGCAUAGGUAUUGCAAGAGUACCUGGAAUCUGCCUAGUCUAUUCUAACAUUCCCUCUGGUCUCCCUCCAAUGUUUGCACAUUUCGUCACGAACUUCCCAACAUUUCAUCAAACUCUCAUAUUUGUGACCCUUCAGUCUUUCAUGGUUCCAAAAGUUCCAGUGAAUGAGCGUUUUGUUGUUAGCCGGGUUGGCCUGCCAGAAAUGCUUAUCUUUCGGUGUUUAGUGAGGUAUGGAUACAAGGAUGCAAGAGAUUGCUACAAAUUUGAAAUCCAACUGAUUGAAGAGGUGGCAGAGUUCCUGAAACAGGAGGCUCAUAGCAAAGAGAUGGCAGUCAGAGAGCCAUCACCGAACCAUAUGUUUGGUGCUCUGGGAGACGACGAGGUUAGUAUUGCCAGUUCUGAGCAGUGGAGAAACGAGAUUAAGGUUGGCAGUGUCGAGUGUCAAGAGGUGACCAAGCUCAAGGAGUGUAGGGAAGCUGGUGUGGCUUACAUGAUUGGAAAUAAUUAUAUUGUGGCGCGUCCCAUAUCGCCUUUCCUGAAGAAGUUUGCAAUCUCUGUCUACAAUUUUCUGAGACGGAACUGCAGGCGUCCAGCAAACGCCCUUGGGAUUCCUCAUCCCACACUGCUCGAAGUGGGAAUGCUCUAUCGGGUGUAAGCUUUAGCAGAAGGGAGUAAGUACCCUCAGAGGCAAGUGUGGAGCUAGCUAGUUGAUAAAGAAAAGCUUUUCCUUCUUUUACCAAUGCUUUAACUUGAUGAAGGAACUAGACUGAAGGAAGUAAGUUCAGCUACGUACAUGGUACAUAUUGUUGUUGAUAAUAGGAAUCUUAGAACAGGUAACACUAACAACCACCCCUUCUAUCAGUUCUAUGUACUCGAUGUGAUAUAUGAUAUACAAGAACA
This is a messenger RNA of Fragaria vesca subsp. vesca, 2679 nucleotides long. RefSeq names its product probable potassium transporter 13-like. The transcript is spliced from 10 exons. Gene Ontology annotation, biological process: potassium ion transmembrane transport. The record is from RefSeq and is a predicted model, not a curated record. Gene Ontology annotation, cellular component: membrane. Lineage: Eukaryota; Viridiplantae; Streptophyta; Magnoliopsida; Rosales; Rosaceae. Gene Ontology annotation, molecular function: potassium ion transmembrane transporter activity. The coding region runs from base 218 to 2434 and encodes 738 amino acids.